AUGGCUGAGACAGAAGCCAAACCCCCUCACCCUGAGGAUUUGAAGAACGUCGAAAGUCAGCACCAGGGCGAGUUACUGGCAUUAGACAGCACCCCUGAUGUUGCUGCCCGGUUCCUUGAUAAUCUCAGCCAGGAUAUCAAGGACCAGCCCAUCACCCCCGAGGAAGCUCGUCGUCUUGUCUGGAAGAUUGACCUCACCAUCGUCCCCGUGCUCGGUUUCUCUGUCAUGCUCUGUGCCAUCGACAAGGUUAUCAUUUCCAACGCUGCACUCUAUGGCAUGACCACGGACACACACCUUGUUGGCGACCAGUAUUCGUGGGUGGGCUCUAUAUUCUACUUUGGCUUCCUCAUUGCCGAGUGGCCAGGCAAUAUUUUAAUUCAGAAACUCCCUAUCCGGAGCUUUUAUGGGGCUACUGUGCUUUGUUGGGCGAUUUUCACCUUUCUUACAGGCGCAACAAGUAAUUUUGGUGGAUUGGCUACUGUCCGAUUUCUAAUGGGGAUAUUCGAGGCAGUAGUCUUCCCGGUCUGCACAUUGGUCACGGCCAUGUGGUGGACUGUUUCGGAGCAACCCGUCAGAGUUGCUAUUUGGUUCAACACUCUGUCGUCGAUUACCACGGGCCUUUUAGCCUACGGCAUUGGACAUACACAUACUAACGUUGCUCCGUGGCGGCUUCUAUUCAUUGUCCUCGGAGGAAUUACUACCAUCUGGGCUGUGAUUGUAUACAUCUAUCUUCCGAGCACACCAGUUGAGGCAUGGUGGUUGAGUGACCGCGAAAAAUACGUAUGUCUUGAGAGGGUCCGUUUAAGCAACACUGGUAUUGAGGACAAGAAAAUCAAGUGGCAUCAGGUCAAGGAGUGCUUGCUUGAUCCCAGGUCCUGGCUGCUCGCCAUAUUUGCGUGCGCCAUAAACAUUCCCAAUGGUGGACUAGUAACAUUUGCGGCGCUCAUCGUUAAUGGCUUGGGAUUCACUCCGCUCCAAACCACCCUUCUAGGUAUACCCACCGGAGUCGUGGGAACUUUAUGGUCCAUAAUCUGCAACAUCUUAGCCAGUCGUCUCCCUGGCUACCGCUGUGCUCUCAUAUUCUGUGCUAUUAUGUUUACAAUGGUAUGCGCAAUAUGCUUGUGGAAAUUACCCCAAACCAACAAAGUUGCUUUACUCGGGCCUUAUUACGCAUUUUACUCUUACUGGGCACCUUACACGAUGGCUACCUCUCUUCCCAUGGCCAACACAUCGGGUCACAGUAAAAAAGUCACCAUGAACGCCAUGUUCUUCGUGGGGUAUUGCGUUGGGAACCUUAUAGGGCCUCAGGUCUUCCAGGCGAAAGAUGCACCCACGUAUCACAAUAGCUACAUUGGCCUAUUGGCAAGUCUUGUCGUUGGUGCCGCCUCGAUUGCGCUCUACGGAUUGCUCUGCAAGAUUGAGAACAAUAGACGAAACAAGCUGCAGGGUGGAGGACCUGUUGCUCGGACCGAGGAGGAGGAACGGCUGGAAGCGUUUUCCGAUAAGACAGACAAGGAAAAGCUCAAUUUUCGAUAUACUUAUUGA
This is a messenger RNA of Talaromyces rugulosus, 1545 nucleotides long. RefSeq lists its product as uncharacterized. Gene Ontology annotation, cellular component: membrane. Gene Ontology annotation, molecular function: transmembrane transporter activity. The transcript has 3 exons. The record is from RefSeq and is a predicted model, not a curated record. NCBI's taxonomy places the organism in Eukaryota, Fungi, Ascomycota, Eurotiomycetes, Eurotiales, Trichocomaceae. The coding region runs from base 1 to 1545 and encodes 514 amino acids. Gene Ontology annotation, biological process: transmembrane transport.